GUCAUUCAGACAGUCAGAGGGAAAUUAAUUCUGCAGCAGGUUUGCUACAAACUAUUAUUAUCCAAUUUUUCUUUUUUUCAGUACGAGUCUAAGUCAUCUCCUCCCUGUCAAAGGAUUUGUACAACCUUUAACAUCUGCGACAUCACCACCAUGAAGAUGCUAACUGUGUCUGCACUUCUUUGUGCAUUGCUGGCUCUGACCAGAGCUCUCCCUCUUAAAGAAGAAGAGAAGGAACCUGGGAAACUUACUGUAAUCGAUCCUACAGAUCCUUCAGCACCAUCAGGUACUGCUCCUGAAGAUCCAGCUCCUAAAGAUCCAGCUCCUGAAGAUCCAGCUCCUAAAGAUCCAGCUCCUGAAGAACCAGCUCCUGAAGAACCAGCUCCUGAAGAUACAGCUCCUGAAGCUACAGCUCCUAAAGAUACAGCUCCUGAAGAACCAGCUCCUGAAGAUACAGCUCCUGAAGAUACAGCUCCUGAAGAACCAGCUCCUGAAGAACCAGCUCCUGAAGAUACAGCUCCUGAAGCUACAGCUCCUGAAGAACCAGCUCCUGAAGAACCAGCUCCUGAAGAUACAGCUCCUGAAGAACCAGCUCCUGAAGAACCAGCUCCUGAAGCUACAGCUCCUGAAGAUCCAGCUCCUGAAGAACCAGCUCCUGAAGAACCAGCUCCUGAAGCUACAGCUCCUGAAGAACCAGCUCCUGAAGAUACAGCUCCUGAAGCUACAGCUCCUGAAGAACCAGCUCCUGAAGAACCAGCUCCUGAAGAUCCAGCUCCUGAAGCUACAGCUCCUGAAGAACCAGCUCCUGAAGAUACAGCUCCUGAAGCUACAGCUCCUGAAGAACCAGCUCCUGAAGAACCAGCUCCUGAAGCUACAGCUCCUGAAGAACCAGCUCCUGAAGAUACAGCUCCUGAAGAACCAGCUCCUGAAGAACCAGCUCCUGAAGAUCCAGCUCCUGAAGAACCAGCUCCUGAAGCUACAGCUCCUGAAGCUACAGCUCCUGAAGAUCCAGCUCCUGAAGAACCAGCUCCUGACGAACCAGCUCCUGAAGAACCAGCUCCUGAAGAUACAGCUCCUGAAGCUACAGCUCCUGAAGAACCAGCUCCUGAAGAUACAGCUCCUGAAGAACCAGCUCCUGAAGAUCCAGCUCCUGAAGCUACAGCUCCUGAAGCUACAGCUCCUGAAGAACCAGCUCCUGAAGAUCCAGCUCCUGAAGAACCAGCUCCUGAAGAACCAGCUCCUGAAGAACCAGCUCCUGAAGAUACAGCUCCUGAAGAACCAGCUCCUGAAGAACCAGCUCCUGAAGAACCAGCUCCUGAAGAACCAGCUCCUGAAGAUCCAGCUCCUGAAGAACCAGCUCCUGAAGAACCAGCUCCUGAAGAUACAGCUCCUGAAGAACCAGCUCCUGAAGAACCAGCUCCUGAAGAACCAGCUCCUGAAGAUCCAGCUCCUGAAGCUACAGCUCCUGAAGAACCAGCUCCUGAAGAACCAGCUCCUGAAGAUACAGCUCCUGAAGCUACAGCUCCUGAAGAACCAGCUCCUGAAGAACCAGCUCCUGAAGAACCAGCUCCUGAAGCUACAGCUCCUGAAGAACCAGCUCCUGAAGAACCAGCUCCUGAAGCUACAGCUCCUGAAGAACCAGCUCCUGAAGAACCAGCUCCUGAAGAACCAGCUCCUGAAGAACCAGCUCCUGAAGAUACAGCCCCUGAAGAUGAAGCUCCUGAAGAUGAAGCUCCUGAAGAACCAGCUCCUGAAGAUACAUCAGAACCAGAGGAGGAACCUGGGACAGAGGAACUUCCCGAAUCAGCUGCAGAUCUUCCAGAACCAUCAGAGGACAGCUGCCCUGAUGGUUGGACAAUGUUCGAUGCUCGUUGUCUCCUCUACAUUCCAGAAACCAUGACUUGGGCUAAGGCUGAGGAAAACUGCCAGUCCUACGAUGGAAACCUCGUAUCUGUAUUUGAAAACAAACACUUUAAUGGCAUUCAAGAACUGAUGCAGAAGGCUGGUCACAAGUCUGGACAAAUAUGGGUUGGAGGAUCUAAAGCAACAGAGGAUUCUUCUUGGUCCUGGAGUGAUGGUAUGUCUCCCAGCACAUUUCCCAACUGGUGCUCUGGAGAGCCUUCCAAGGAAAACUGCCUGAAAUCAAACUUUGAAGAGAAUGCGUCUGGAUGCUUGGAGGGCUCGCCAUGUGAUGCUGAGCUCCCAUCUGUCUGCAGCAUAAUCCUCAUGUGAUUCCUGAGCUGACAGAGAGCCACAAUCCAUCUGUGAAAGCACAAACAUGUGUCACUGUGUCAUCAGUGUCCUAUUUAACUUGUGGGAUAUACUGUAUCUAUCUAAUGUUACAUCUUUAUUUCUUCUCUAUCGCUGUAACGCUACUAAGUAACAAGUGAAAUAAACAGGGGCUGGAUUGUCUCUUAGGUCUUAAUGCUUUUAACACAGCUGUAUUCUGCAGAGUGAACUGUUCUUUCCUGGCAAAUUAAAAAGCAUUGGAAAUCUG
This is a messenger RNA of Epinephelus fuscoguttatus (brown-marbled grouper), 2494 nucleotides long. Its product is annotated as cell surface glycoprotein 1-like. The coding region runs from base 151 to 2229 and encodes 692 amino acids. The transcript has 8 exons. NCBI's taxonomy places the organism in Eukaryota, Metazoa, Chordata, Actinopteri, Perciformes, Serranidae. Gene Ontology annotation, molecular function: signaling receptor activity. The record is from RefSeq and is a predicted model, not a curated record.